Messenger RNA from Pecten maximus, 3072 nucleotides. Its product is annotated as DAZ-associated protein 1-like. The transcript has 12 exons. NCBI's taxonomy places the organism in Eukaryota, Metazoa, Mollusca, Bivalvia, Pectinida, Pectinidae. Gene Ontology annotation, molecular function: RNA binding. Bases 101 to 1741 code for a protein of 546 amino acids. The record is from RefSeq and is a predicted model, not a curated record. Gene Ontology annotation, cellular component: cytoplasm.
GUCACGUGGUCUUUUUGCGGCCAUAUUUUCUUCCUCGUCGGUCGCGAGCAACAAAACUGGACCAAAUUGUAACGUCAUACAAGAGUAAUCCUCAUCAACAAUGUCACAAAAAGGGAACAGAAAUGAAGCAGGGAAGCUGUUCAUCGGAGGACUCAGUUGGGACACAGAUCAAGACACCCUGCUGACACACUUCAGCCAAUAUGGUGAAGUGAUAGACUGUGUGGUGAUGAAAAAUCAGACCACUGGCAAGUCCAGGGGUUUUGGCUUUGUCACCUUCAAAGACCCUGUGUGUGUCGAGACGGUUUUGUCGGUAGAGUAUCACCAGAUUGAUGGAAGACGGGUGGAUGCUAAAGCCUGCAAUCCAAAGGGAACAAAUAAACCAGGUGGAGGUCCACGAGAGGAUGGAGGAGGAGGUGGUGGUGGUGGUGGUGGUGGUCGUGGUGGUGGUGGAGGCCCACGAGGAGGUGGAGGACCAGACCCAGAUAAAAACAGGAAAAUAUUCAUGGGAGGACUGCCAAAUGUGGAUGAAAACUUUUUGAAAGAAUUCUUCGGCAAAUAUGGAAAAGUGCAAGAUGUUACCAUAAUGUAUGAUCAAGUUCAACAGAAAUCACGAGGAUUUGGGUUUUUGACAUUCGAGAGCGAAGACAGUGUAGUAGGCGUGUGUGGAGAACAGUUUGUCAACAUCAGUGGCAAGAAGGUUGAGGUUAAAAGAGCCCAGCCCAGAGAUGGGAGGGGUGGAGGUCAGGGAGGAGGUGAUAGGGGUAUGGGUGGUGGCCAUAUGCAUCGAGGACCAAUGAUGGGACAGGGCAUGAACUCUCCACCAGAAGGGGACUGGGGUCCUGCAGGGGGCAACUGGAACCCCAAUGGUGGUGGACCUAGACCAGGACCCGGUGGACCAGGUGGGCCGGGAGGACCAGGCGGAUUCCCAGACCAUUUCCAACAAGGAGGAUACCAGCAAGGAUUUCCACCUCAACCCCCACAGCAGCAGUCACCACCGCAGGGAUUCAACCAGAACUACCCACCCAACUCUUACCAACAGCCACAACCACCACAAGGACAGCCCCAGCCACCCCAGCAACCAGGCUUCCAGCAGGGAGGCUGGGGACAACAACCAGGGGCAUCACCAGGGCAACAGGGUGCCUGGCCCCCACCAGCACCGACCCAGCCCAGCUCACCUCAGGGUCCUCCUCCCCCUCCCACGCAGGUCCCUGCCCAGGCCCCUCUGCCCAACCCUGUUGCAUAUGGAGGACAACCCCAGCAAGCUUACGGACAGCAGGCAGCAGCUAACAGCUAUGGUGGACAAUGGGGAUCAAUGCCCCCGGCCACCCAAGCCCAGACUCCAGCUGUGCCACAGCCCCCCUCACAGGCCGGCUAUGGAACCUACGGACAACCUCCUGCUGCUCCAGGCGCACAGCCUUACGAUCCUAGUCAGCCUGGACAGCCCACACCUAAUGCUACCCCAGCCUAUGCUGGUUACAGUCCCUACGGAACCCCUCAGGCCCCAGCAGGUGUACCAGACCCUUACGCACAGCCAGCCCCAGCUGGAGUUCCUGCACAACCAGGAGCAGCUCCAGGAGGUUAUGGUGAUGCUGCUGGAGGAUUUGGAGGUGUGGCACAGCCUGCUGGGAGUUACCAGGGACAAGGCGAUGCACAACCUGCCUAUGGCUCCCCACCAGCUGCUGGGGGCUACCAGAGAGCAGGAGCCGCCGGGGCUCAAGGCUACCAUCCCUACCGUCGUUGAUGUCACCACCAAGCCUUACUGUUACCAAAUGAAUCGGAGACAAUCUCACAUCACAUGUACAUUAUUCAUCAAAGCUGUGUAGAAAUUUCUACAAAAUGAAUUGAAAAGGGUUCAUCUCCUCAUCAAUGCAAGUUACUAGCUGAGUAUUCCAUCUUGGCUUAAUCAAAAUAUCAGGACCUUUGCCGUGUAGUGGUUUAGGAUUGGAACAGGAGUAUGUAGGGAACUGUGCAUUCCAGCUUUUUUCACAUAUUUUUUUGUCUCUUAUUUUGUUGUCAAAAUAAAUACUGGUAUUAAAACUAAGCUAAAGUGUUUUACUGGUGUAUAUUUUGUCAAUAUAUUUCACAAUCUUGUGCAUUUAGUUUGAAAUAUUUGCUGACAACAUUAGACAGAGAUAUAUUGUGCAAUGUUUUAAUUUGUAGAGACAUUGAUGCACUUGACUACCUGUGAUUAAUUUCAGUGUUGUAUUUUGAUGAUUCUUAGUUUUUAUCAUGUUUUCUUUCAGUUUCUUUUGAUUAUGAAUACAUUGUAUAAAGAUGUCCCGGUGUAGAUUAUUACAUUGAGAAGUCAGAACAGCAAAUUUUCUCAGAUCUGGUCUGAUGGGACACACUCCGGUUACAAAUAUUAUUCAGUACAUUCAGAAUAGAAUACAUUUUUAUUUAAAUACUAUUGCAGAGAUAUUACUUUCAUAACAAAGAGCAUAUAUCUAUUUAAAGAUUUGUUCUGAUUUUCCGUGUAGUUUGGUAGAAUUGAUGGUAUUUAACUUAUGGCUAUUCAAAUGUAAAAGAUGUUUAUUCACGAAAGGUUAUUCAAAUAUGAAAGAUGCCUAUUCACAGAAGGCAAAAAGCUAUUAGCCUUCGUGACAGGGUUUCAUGACGUUUUUAACAAACAUUGUUUUGUACGGCAGCUGAUCUCCAUGCAUUAUUUCAUCUUUUAGGGAAAAACAUCGUCACUCUCGUUCCUUGUCAAAUAUUCCCUGUGGUGUUUUGUACACUUGAAGACAUGAGAAUGAAGUCUGUUAAGAAAUCAUGUACAGGACAUCAUUUAAUGUUGUUUUAGUUGCUAAUCAGUCAUGUAGUCAGUUAAUUUGAAAAGCUCUUUUCAAAUCAGCAGACAUGUAAUAAUGUGAAGGAUUACUAGUAUUGUACCAAUCCGGUAUGGACUUUUUCUUGCAGUAUUGAAAUUCCUUUUUGAGAGUGUAUGUCGUUAGUGGUAAUGAAAGGUAACACUGUGUGUUGUAGCAAGGUGUCUUAUAGUGGAAUGUGUGUGGUUACAACAUCACUAAUGACACAAGUUCACAGAAAAAAAAGUAAAUAAUAAAAAUUGAGAUAAUA